Molecule: messenger RNA, 2228 nt
Organism: Physella acuta
Lineage: Eukaryota; Metazoa; Mollusca; Gastropoda; Physidae
Source: RefSeq, a predicted model, not a curated record
GUGUUAAUAGCAGUACAAUAAAAGAUACAUUGCAACAACAUGAAUUAUGUUAUUAAACAGAAUACAAAUAGAAAAGAUUUUUUCUAAAAAUUGACCUAACUAAACUCUUGAAAGCACUGUAUGCGGAUGAAUCCAAAGGAAUGACUUACUCAACAAAUGUAAUAAUGGGUGGAAUUUCGGAGAGGGGAGACAGUUUGGGGACAUGCCAGAAGGGGGGGGGUGGAGUGGCUGUAUGUUAUCCCCUACAAAAGAGUUUCCAGUUUUAUAUUGCCAGUGUUUCCUCCAGACUUUUUUCUCCAGGGGGGGGGGGUGUUACGUCCCUUACAUGUCCCCUGCUUGUGUGUGUUGUGUGCUGGAACGACAGGUACCCUCCCUUUGGUGUAUAGUUGUAUCCCUUGGUUGAGUGUGUUUACAUGGAGCGAGAGGUGUUCACGUGAGGUGUGUCAGGUGACGGGUGUCAGAGCGUGUGCCAGUGUGUGAAUCAGUUAGUUGUGGUGUGGCUGUGGACGUGGAACGUGGAACGUGGUGUUGAGUAUUGUAUCUAUGUUGUAGACCCCUUUUUGAUCCUUUUAUUAUUUUAGUACUGUAUAUAUUAUUAAAUAUCUUAUUAUUAUUGUUAUUAUAGAGUGUUAGUGUUAUUGUUGUAUACGUCGUAUUUGUCUGUUGUUAUUUAUAUACCCCUAGAUUCUAGAACCCAACAUUUGGGGGCUCGUCCGUUUAGCAUGGCGACUACCAGGAGUGCCAGAAGACAGUUAAUAAGUGACUUGAAGGAGGAGGGAAAGCUAAUCGGGCUGACCGAUGACAGUUUGGCGGAGUGGGUAAAGGAAGAGUUGAGGAGGGUAGAAGAUGCGAAGGUCGAGGUUGUAGCAAAGGUAUGUAACCCUGUACCCCGCUUGAGGGACGUGGCGGCGAUGACGGUAGACGAGGACCUGGGUGCGUACGUGAGGCAUUUUGAGAGUCAAGCAAAGAGACAAGGCAUUGACCCCAAGGACUGGUCGCUCCUUCUGACGGACAAGAUGAGUGGACAACUGAAGACUUUCCUCGUUGAGACGGGACUGAACUUGCAUCAUGACUUCGAGUCAGUAAAGGUAAAGCUAUUCACGCACGCAGGUUUCAACGAGGAAAAGUAUAGGGUCAGAUUCCACCAGCUAGUACCAACACACGACGACAUGAGAAGCUUCGCAGUCAACACAGAAGCCGCUUUGAGAGCGUGGGUCCAGCAGUCGGGAACAAAGGAAACGUUUGAGGACUUGGUGAACCUCCUGAUUGUUGAUCGCAUAAAAUCGGUGGUCACAUGUGAUCUGUUGGAGAGGCUGAAUGGUGCUGCUAAGAAGCUGUGUAUUAUGAUUACGGGCUGGAGAUGAUUAAUGUAGUUAAAACGGCUAUCGAGAAAGGAACUAAGUUUGAUCGCCUUUAAGAAAAGAUUACCAUCUAUGGCGACGUACGCAUCUACCGAUGGGCCCUUGCUCUACAUGAAUUAGCCUGUACUGGGAAACAUAUCAAGGGAACUGAGAACUUUGUAGCAGACAUUCUAUCACGAGUGUUUUACGACAACUAGUUUAUAUGAUAUUGAGAAAUGUAUUAUUGUUGGAGUACAGUAUGAUUAUAUUAAGGAAUUUACUAUUGAGGCAUUAUGAUAUGAUUAUAUUGAGAAAUGUUUGAGAAAGGUAUUACUGAUGCAGUAUAGAAUGAUUAUGCAAAUCAAAUUUUUUUAUUGUGGCUUCUCACAUGUAUCUUCAUAGGUUGAGAUAGUCAGACCACGAGCUUGGUGCCCGGCCGGAGAAAACCAUAGUCCACACUCAGGACCGAAAUGUUAAAGCUGGAUGCGAGCCACACUCUGGACCGAACUGUCCAGGCUGGAUGCGAGCCACACUCUGGACCGAACUGUCCAGGCUGGAUACAAGCCAAACGCUGUCCCCACCGGUCAAAGCGAGGCGUCCUAAGGGCUGAAGAAUAAAUAGUCGAGCUCGGGCACCAACAGUGGCUAAUGGAACAAGAGAUGUUUGAUCUCUUUAAGGAAAAGAGAUCUGAAGGUGGAGGGGAGGGAUGUUACGUCCCUUACAUGUCCCCUGCUUGUGUGUGUGUGUGUGUGUUGUGUGCUGGAACGACAGGUACCCUCCCUUUGGUGUAUAGUUGUAUCCCUUGGUUGAGUGUGUUUACAUGGAGCGAGAGGUGUUCACGUGAGGUGUGUCAGGUGACGGGUGUCAGAGCGUGUGCCAGUGUGUGAA